UGGUGUAUUAUAUUACAUAUAAUGUAUAAUGUGCUUAGUCACCGAUCCACUGUUGUCAACUACGCUCGGUGGAGCGGACGUACAAACAUUUGACAGACGUCUAGUCACAGGUGUGGAACCCAGUGGAAAUGAAGGAGUAAUCGUGGAAGCGACUGUACAGAGAUCCACUUUUUACCUUGCGGUCUUACAGACAUAUUUUCCCGAGAGACUGUUGACGCAAUUACGCCAUAUCUAGAUGAACAAUGAAACAGCAAACGUACAAAGAUGAGUGGACCACUUUGCACAUUGCAGCCUGGAAAAACAAUGUAGAUGUUGUUCGUUUCCUGCUGGAGAAGGGUGCUGAUGUCAAUGACCAGAAAAAAUAUGGGUGUACCCCUUUGCACAUUGCAGCCUGGAAAAACAAUGUAGAUGUUGUUGGUUUCCUGCUGGAGAAGGGUGCUGAUGUCAGUGUACAAGAUAAGGAUGGGUGGACCUCUUUGCUCUAUGCAGCUGGGAAAAACAAUGUAGAUGUUGUUUGUUUGCUGCUGGAGAAGGGUGCUGAUAUCAAUGUACAGAAUGAGUAUGGGUGGACCCCUUUGCACAUUGCAGCUGGGGAAAACAAUGAAGAUGUUGUUCGUUUCCUGCUGGAGAAGGGUGCUGAUGUCAGUGCACAAAAUAAGGACGGGUGGACGGCUUUGAGCAUGGCGUCAGCAUUAAACCAUGUGCGCAUUGUUCUUUUGCUGACACAGAAGGAUGAGGACGCCAGUGUACAGGAUAAGAGAGGCCAGAUGUCUUUGCGCAAUGCAGUAAUGAACAAUGAUAUAGAGAGUGUUCGUCUACUGGUGAAGAAAGGAGUCAGUCUCACAGCCCCGGAUCAGGAGGGAGAAACGGCUGUUCAUUGGGCAGUGCGAAAAAAUGAUGUGAAUCUUGUCCGUCAGAUUGUGGAUCUGGGCGGAGACAUCAACAUUCAGAAUAAGGAUGGGAAGACCCCUUUGCUUUUAGCAUCGAGGGCAAAUAAUUUGGAUCUUGUUCGUUUGUUGUUAGAGAGGGGCCCUGAUGUCAAUGUACAGAAUGAGGAAGGAGAAACGGCUGCUCAUUGGGCAGUGCGUAAAAAUAAUGUGGAUCUUGUCCGUCAGAUUGUGGAUCUGGACGGUGACAUCAACAUUCAGAAUAAGGAUGGAAAGACGCCUUUGCUUUUAGCACUGAGGGCAAAUAAUCCUGAUCUUGUUCGUCUGUUGGUAGAGAGAGGCGCUGAUGUCAGUGUACAGAAUGAGGAAGGAGAGACGGUUUUGUUUUGGGCGGUAAGGAAAGAUGAUAUGGACCUUGUUCGUUUGCUGAUAAAUCACGGAGCCAAUGUCAACUUACAGAAUAGGGAUGGAAAGACGCCUUUGCUUUUUGCACUGAGGGCAAAUAAUCUGGAUCUUGUUCGUCUGUUGGUAGAGAGAGGCGCUGAUGUCAAUGUACAGAAUGAGGAUGAAAAGACGCCUUUGCUUUUAGCCCUGAGGGCCAAUAAUCUGGAUCUUGUUUGUCUGUUGGUAGAGAGAGGCGCUGAUGUCAGUGUACAGAAUGAGGAAGGAGAGACGGUUUUGUUUUGGGCGGUGAGGUCAGAUAAUAUGGAGCUUGUUUGUCUGCUGAUAAAGCACCGAGCCAAUGUCAACGUACGGAAUAAGGAUGGAAAGACGCCUUUGCUUUUUGCACUGAGGGCAAAUAAUCUGGAUCUUGUUCGUCUGUUGGUAGAGAGAGGCGCUGAUGUCAAUGUACAGAAUGAGGAUGGAAAGACGCCUUUGCUUUUAGCCCUGAGGGCCAAUAAUCUGGAUCUUGUUCGUCUGUUGGUAGAGAGAGGCGCUGAUGUCAGUGUACAGAAUGAGGAUGGAAAGACGCCUUUGCUUUUUGCACUGAGGGCAAAUAAUCUGGAUCUUGUUCGUCUGUUGGUAGAGAGAGGCGCUGAUGUCAAUGUACAGAAUGAGGAUGGAAGGACGCCUUUGCUUUUAGCCCUGGGGGCAAAUAAUCUGGAUCUUGUUCGUCUGUUGGUAGAGAGAGACGCUGACGUCAAUAUACAGAAUAAGGAAGGAGAGACAGCGUUGUUUUGGGCAGUGAGGACAGAUGAUAUGGACCUUGUUCGUCUGCUGAUAAAUCACGGAGCCAAUGUCAACGUACAGAAUAAGGAUGGAGUGGCGCCCUUAGAUCUGGCACUGAAGAACUAUGAUGUGGAACUCGUUCGUCUAUUGGUGAAGAAUGGGGCCACGGGUAAUGCUCAGAAUGAGAUUGAUAUCACCUCAACGGAAAUUUCAUACUCCAAGUAUGGAGCUGUAGCAGUUGGUCUGGUCUGUGUUUGGGUGUUCCUUGUGUGUCUUUUACACAGCACUAGUUCUUUAACAGUUUUGGUAAACCCCAGAGUUGACAUUCAGCUUCCUAAGCCUGACGUUACUUUGCCAUGCAACAUUACAACAGAAAACCCCAAUGCCAAAUACACGGUGAUAUGGCGCUGUCAGCGGCUGAACGGCGACAGAUUACUCAGUGGUCUAUCAAGCGGUCAAACCUACACAGUCGCAGAGUUUAAUGACACGGCUUUCCUGGGAGACGAAUGUUCCUUGGUUCUCCGUGACCCUAAACCAGAAUAUAGCGACAACUACUCCGUUACUGUUGUUGUACCCGAGGAACAAGCCUUGGUUGAGGCUCAAGUUUGCCUGAAUGUUUGGCCUCCAGUGUCGGUGACUCCUCAAAUGAAAACAGUGAACGGCACCGAUAAUGACAAAGUGACAAGACCAUAUCCUUCAUAUAGAGACUCAGAAGAGAUCAAGCCAUGGUGGGUCAUUGUUCCAGUGUUCAGUGUGCUCGUGGUGGUUUGUUUACUGUAG
Liolophura sinensis is the source of this 2837-nucleotide messenger RNA. RefSeq names its product putative ankyrin repeat protein RF_0381. Gene Ontology annotation, molecular function: protein binding. Lineage: Eukaryota; Metazoa; Mollusca; Polyplacophora; Chitonida; Chitonidae. The coding region runs from base 243 to 2837 and encodes 864 amino acids. The record is from RefSeq and is a predicted model, not a curated record. The transcript is spliced from 26 exons.